AUCAAUAGAACAAUCAAUCUGGAAACACUUCAACACGAUACGAUACUUUGAAUUCUCAACAUCAAACUCAAAUGACAUCAAAUCAAAUCAACCCAAAAAGAAAAUCAGAAGAACCUAUCCCAAUCUCAUCUUCUUCAACUUCAAUCCCAAAACAACCCAAUCAUAAAAAAAGAAAACAUACAAACACUUCUCCUUCUUCUCCUUCGUCAGUUUCUUCAAAUGAUCAAUCAAUCAAAAAUCAAUUAAAACAAAUUCAAAUUCAAUUAAAUCAAACUCAAUCUCAACUUGCUGAAUCUCAAAAGGAUUUACAAACUAAAGCUGAACUUUUGGAUUCAGUCAGAUCAAGUCUUAGAUGUAACAUUUGUUUUGAAACUUUCAAUUCACCUUAUACACUCCUUUGCGGUCAUAUAUUUUGCCAUAAAGAUCUUUAUGCUUGGUUUCAUAGACUUCCUUCAGAUUAUGAUACAGAACUUGAAUUUGAUAUUUCGGAUCUUGAUGAGUACACAAAUAACCAUGAACCCAGAACAGUGAAUGGAAAUCAUGGACGACCAAUACUUUCAACAUCCAAUAGAAAUCCACCUGUAGAAGACAAUCCACCAGGAGCUUCAUCAACCAACCCGACCACCAACGAACCUCCUCCUAGAAUCCAACCACCAAGACCAUCAGCCUAUCGAAAAAAGAAAAACUUAAUCUGUCCACAAUGUAGAACAGCAGUCCAUACUCCACCCUUUCAACUUUAUG
This is a messenger RNA of Melampsora larici-populina 98AG31, 741 nucleotides long. RefSeq lists its product as uncharacterized. The transcript is spliced from 4 exons. The annotation marks the transcript as partial. The record is from RefSeq and is a predicted model, not a curated record. Lineage: Eukaryota; Fungi; Basidiomycota; Pucciniomycetes; Pucciniales; Melampsoraceae.